Castor canadensis (American beaver) is the source of this 2785-nucleotide messenger RNA. It is a transcript of the gene Polr1e, whose product is annotated as RNA polymerase I subunit E. Gene Ontology annotation, biological process: DNA-templated transcription. NCBI's taxonomy places the organism in Eukaryota, Metazoa, Chordata, Mammalia, Rodentia, Castoridae. Gene Ontology annotation, molecular function: DNA binding. The record is from RefSeq and is a predicted model, not a curated record.
GCGAGUUGAGCGGCUGCACUCCUGUCUCCUGAGCUGGCUGGCGGACAGGCGAGAUGGCGGCGGAGGUGUUGUCGACUGCGAGGUGGCUGUACUGUGGGGGGCCCGACGAGAGGCAGAGAGCUGUACUGGUUCAGUUCUCCAACGGGAAGCUGCAGAACUCUGGCGACAUGCGCUUUACCUUGUACAACAGCAACGACACCAUGAACCCCAGGAAGAGGAGUCAGCGCAUCCUGGCAGCUGAAACAGACAGACUUUCCUAUGUUGGAAACAAUUUUGGGACUGGAGCCCUCAAGUGCAACACUCUGUGCAGGCAUUUUGUGGGAAUUUUGAACAAGACCUCUGGCCAAAUGGAAGUAUAUGAUGCUGAAUUGUUCAAAAUGCAGCCCCUGUUUGCAGAUGAAUCUGUUGAGAGUGGACCUACUCUGGAGAGUGAAGCCAAAACUUUCAGAGAAAAGAUGGAUUCUUGCAUCGAAGCCUUUGGAACUACCAAACAGAAGCGAUCUCUAAACUCCAGGAGAAUGAACAAAGUUGGCAGUGAAUCUUUGAACCUCGCAGUUGCUAAAGCUGCAGAGGACAUCAUUGAUACUAAGGGCGUGAAUGCUCUUGUCAGUGAUGCCAUCCAGGAUGACUUGCAAGAUGACUCCCUGUACCUUCCCCCAUGCCAUGCUGAUGCAGCCAAGCCUGAAGAUGUGUAUAAAUUUGAAGAUAUUCUGUCCCCUAUGGAGUACGAAGCUCUCCAGAGCCCAUCUGAAGCUUUCAGGAAGGUCACAGCAGAAGAAAUCCUAAAGAUGAUUGAAGAGAACAGCCACUGCUCCUUUGUCAUUGAGGCACUGAAGUCUUUGCCAUCAAAUGAAGAGAGCCGAGACCACCAGGCCCGAUGCAUAUGGUUUCUAGACAUUCUCAUCAAAUUUCGAAAUCAGAAAGUUAUAAAGCGGAAAAGUGCCCUAGGACCUGGAAUUCCCCACAUCAUCAACACCAAGCUGCUGAAGAACUUCACCUGCUUGUCUUAUAACAACGGCAGUUUACGGAACUUGAUUUCAAAUUCUAUGAAGGCAAAGAUUACUGCAUAUGUAAUUGUACUUGCCUUGCACAUAAACGACUUCCAGAUUGACCUGACAGUGUUACAGAGGGACUUGAAGCUCAGUAAGAAAAGGAUGAUUGAAGUAGCAAAAGCCAUGAGGCUGAAGGUCUCCAAAAGAAAGGUUUCUCUGGCAGCUGGCAUGGAAGAGGAACAUAGACUGGGCACUCUUUCCAUCCCCCUGCCCCCAGCCCAGAGCUUGGACCGCGAGUCAAAGCGGAGGAAGGUUUCCUAGAUGUGUGCUUUCCAGACAGAGCAUUUGGCCACAAUCACAUUGUUCACUGUUCUGUUCACUUCCAGUUUUAUUUUUGCAAAGAGGAAAGUGGGUGGGCGUGGUGUUUCAGGCCUGUAAUCCCAGCACUUGGAAGGCUGAGGCAGGAAAAUCAUGAGUUCAAGGCCAUUCUGAGAUACACUGUGAAACCGUACUGUGAGUGAGAGAAAGCGAGGUGGGGGAGGGAAGGGAAGGAGGCUUGUUUUGGCAUGGGUAUGAAGCCAGAGGUAGCAUCCCAGGCAUGCCUGCCUUGUGCAGAAAUAUAAAAAUGGUCAGAUUGGACUUAGCUCCCUCCUUUGGUGUUUCUGUGAUUGUAAAUGGCAGGCAUUUCUCAUGUUUAUUCGCCUAUGGGGACUUGGAAGGUGAGAUCUGAGGAAGUCAAAAUUGAAUGAUCUCACCAGGCUGCCCUCAGAACCAAAUCUAAUGGAUGAAGUUUUCCAAAGAGAAUCUGGAAGGACCAGUAGAGUUAAGUGGUGAGCAGGAUCUGUCUACCACAGCUGGGCUGGAAGAGGAGGCCUCCACCUUAAUCAGGAGCUAUGAGUCACCAGUGGAAUGGGGUUGCCAAAUUCUAGCCCAUUCAGGAAGUGAUGAGCCCAGCUUUUCUGCCAGGCUGAGGCCAUGUAGAGGGCAGGGGUUGGCCAAGUAGAGAGGACCAGAGGUGAGUAUAAUGUGGAACACACUGAUGGUCAAUCAGUGCAGUGCCUUCACCGGCUGGAUACAGCCCUGACAGAAUGACUACUUGUAAUGAAGCUUCUGGGACCCUGAUGGGGAGCAGUGGAUGGAAACUUGUCAGUCCCUCCCAGUACCACACUCCAUGUGUGAUUACCCAAGCGAGGAAUUUCCUGCAAAGUACGUGGGAAGCACAUCAUGGGUCCCAACCUUGCAGACUAGACGUGGCACCUAAUGGAAGAAAAUGCAGAUGCUUCUCUCAGUGCAGUGUAAGUCCAGAUAUGAUGGGAAGAUAAAUGAGAAAACCAAUGCUGCUGUAUUAGCCCAAGAGAGAUGUUAAAAAGAGAUGGAAUCAUCCCAAAAAUGUCCCUUGCCCAGAAAAGAGAUCAGUAGUUCAAAGAUGGCAAUCUUCCUCAGCUCAGGAGUGGCUGCUGAAAGCUAAAUCAACCAAACAAAAAAUAAAUGGGAGUCAGGGGGCAGUACUGGGGAUUGAACUCAGGGUCUUGUGCUUGCUAGGCAAGUGCUCUACCCAAGUUCAACUUCCAGCCCUUUUUACUUCAGUUAUUUUUUUGGAUAGGGUCUCACUUUUUGCCCCAGAGGCCAGUUUCCCAGGUAGGAGAAUCUAUCUUAUAGAUAGAUUCUCCUACCUGUAUCUCCCAGGUAGCUUGGUUUAUAAUUGUGUACCACCACACCUGGCUUAUUUGUCAAGAUUGGGUCUUGCUAACUUUUUUGCCCAUGUUAGCUUAGAAUCAUGAUUCUCCCAAUCU